CUCCGUUCCCUGCGUUUCUCCCGCAGCAGCCCGACCCGCCCGGAAUGGGUUAAGCCAGGGGCGGUGCCUGGACGGGGCGGGGCUCAGGAAAGGGGGUGGGACUCUAGGGGAGGGGGGCGCUCAAAGCUGGGGUGGGGGUGCGGCGCUCACCACCGGAGACCCACCGGGCGUCGGCUGUCCCGGGCCUGGCGGAGGCGGAGGCGGGGCCGCGCGGGGCCCCCACCCCCACCCGGAAUCCUCGACCGGGAGAAGCCCGGGAGCCCCGGCCGGGAGGAGGAAGUGCUCGGCGACUCCCCCGCCCUGCUCCGAUCCCGCCCCCGACCUGCGGACUUGGGGAGCCUGCGGACUCUGCCUCGGACGCCACGAGAUUCGAGACGGGAGCCCCCUCGAGGUGAAGCCACGAGUUCCCGGGCCUCCGCCGGGCGUUCGCUGGGGGAGCCGAGGGACCCUCUUCCCAGCAUACACAACUUCUUCGCUUUUCACCUGGGACUGGCGGAGCUGCCGGCGGACUUAGCCGCGGGGACUUCAGGACAGGGGGCGUUCCCCUGCCCCGGUCGCCCGUUGGGACGAGGGGACGUGCCCUCGCUCCCAGCUGCUCUGCUCGGAUGGCGCCGCCGGCUGAGUGAGGGGGCGGCGCGCAGGACUUCCUCGUCCGGACCCUCUUGUCUUCGCGGGGGAAGAUGUACGAGAGUGUGGAAGUGGGGGGGCUCACCCCCGCCUCUAACCCCUUCCUAGUGGUGGAUUUUUAUAACCAGAACCGGGCCUGUUUGCUCCCGGAGAAAGUGCUCCCUGCCCCGGGUCCCUACUCCACCCCGCUCCGGACUCCGCUUUGGAACGGCUCAAACCACUCCAUUGAGACCCAGAGCAGCAGUUCCGAAGAGAUAGUGCCCAGCCCUCCCUCACCGCCCCCGCUCCCCCGCAUCUACAAGCCUUGCUUUGUCUGUCAAGACAAAUCCUCAGGCUACCACUAUGGGGUCAGCGCCUGUGAGGGCUGCAAGGGUUUCUUCCGCCGCAGCAUCCAGAAGAACAUGGUGUACACAUGUCACCGGGAUAAGAACUGCAUCAUCAACAAGGUGACCCGCAACCGCUGCCAGUACUGCCGGCUGCAGAAGUGCUUCGAAGUGGGCAUGUCCAAGGAGUCUGUGAGAAAUGACCGAAACAAGAAGAAGAAGGAGGUGCCCAAGCCCGAGUGCUCAGAGAGCUACACGCUGACGCCAGAGGUGGGGGAGCUCAUCGAGAAAGUGCGCAAAGCACACCAGGAAACCUUCCCCGCCCUCUGCCAGCUGGGCAAAUACACUACGAACAACAGCUCAGAACAACGUGUCUCUCUGGACAUUGACCUCUGGGACAAGUUCAGUGAACUCUCCACCAAGUGCAUCAUUAAGACUGUGGAGUUCGCCAAGCAGCUGCCAGGCUUCACCACCCUCACCAUUGCCGACCAAAUCACCCUCCUGAAGGCUGCCUGCCUGGACAUACUGAUCUUGCGGAUCUGCACGCGGUACACACCCGAACAGGACACGAUGACCUUCUCGGACGGGCUGACCCUCAACCGGACCCAGAUGCACAACGCUGGCUUCGGCCCCCUCACCGACCUGGUCUUUGCCUUUGCCAACCAGCUGCUGCCCCUGGAGAUGGAUGAUGCCGAGACGGGGCUACUCAGUGCCAUCUGCCUCAUCUGUGGAGACCGGCAGGACCUGGAGCAGCCAGACAGGGUGGACAUGCUGCAGGAGCCACUGCUUGAGGCACUGAAGGUCUACGUGCGGAAACGUAGGCCCAGCCGCCCCCACAUGUUCCCCAAGAUGCUGAUGAAGAUCACAGACCUGCGAAGCAUUAGCGCUAAGGGGGCUGAGCGGGUGAUCACGUUGAAGAUGGAGAUCCCGGGCUCCAUGCCACCUCUCAUCCAGGAAAUGCUGGAGAACUCAGAAGGCCUGGACACUCUGAGCGGACAGCCAGGGGGCGGGGGGCGGGAUGGGGGUGGCCUAGCCCCCCCACCAGGCAGCUGUAGCCCCAGCCUAAGCCCCAGCUCAAACAGAAGCAGCCCGGCCACCCACUCCCCGUGACUGCCCGCGCCACAUGGACACAGCCCUUGCCCCGUGCCCUGGCUUCUCUGCCUUUCUACCGACCAUGUGACCCUUGCCAGCCCUGUCCCCACCUGUCCUCCCAGACAGGACUGGGAUCCUUUCCUGGAGGAUGGGAGAGAGGAGGCAGUGACUUCUUGGACAGAGGCCUGGGCCCAUGAUGGACUGCCUGCUCCACAGCCGAGGCUGACGCCGGGGCAAGGCUGUGAACUGAGCGAGGACCCCAGGUCCUGGGCCUCAGAGUGGGGCUGGGGACCUCGCAUUCAUCAAGACACCCUCUGCCCAGCUCGCCACAUCUUCAUCACCAGCAAACGCCAGGACCUGGCUCCCCCUCCUCAGAACUCACAAGCCAUUGCUCCCCAGCUGGGGAACCUCCCUGCUGCCUUGGUUGGUGACAGAGGGGGUGGGUCUGGGUGGGGGGUUCCCCCUGUACAUACCCUGCCGUACCAACCCCAGGUAUUAAUUCUCGCUGGUUUUGUUUUUAUUUUAAUUUUUUUUUUUUUGGUUUUGAUUUUUUUUUUUAAUAAGAAUUUUCAUUUUAAGCACA
Galeopterus variegatus (Sunda flying lemur) is the source of this 2625-nucleotide messenger RNA. It is a transcript of the gene RARA, whose product is annotated as retinoic acid receptor, alpha. The transcript is spliced from 8 exons. The coding region runs from base 681 to 2060 and encodes 459 amino acids. Gene Ontology annotation, biological process: regulation of transcription by RNA polymerase II; retinoic acid receptor signaling pathway; cellular response to corticotropin-releasing hormone stimulus. Gene Ontology annotation, cellular component: nucleus; transcription regulator complex. Gene Ontology annotation, molecular function: nuclear receptor activity; zinc ion binding; RNA polymerase II cis-regulatory region sequence-specific DNA binding. The record is from RefSeq and is a predicted model, not a curated record. NCBI's taxonomy places the organism in Eukaryota, Metazoa, Chordata, Mammalia, Dermoptera, Cynocephalidae.